AUGGGAAAUACAGAGUCAAUGUAUGAAUCUGAAGAUAAUUUUUACCAGCAUCCCCCUUAUUAUGCUGGGAGUUCAGUGAACAAUACCUAUCGUCAGCCGUCUCCAUAUACUGGGAAUUUGGAGAAUACUACCAAUCAUGAAUCAUCUUCUUAUGCUGGGGAUUAUUCUAAUGCUACCUAUCAUCAAUCCUCUACUUAUGCUCGGAGCUCAGCGAACACUCGGCAUAAAAAAAGGCAGCAACCCACAUAUAUAGCUGAUCAUUUCAGCUCACUGGAUCAGGUUGUUUCUGCUCUUAGAGAAGCUGGUUUGGAAUCUUCAAAUUUAAUACUUGGUAUUGACUUCACCAAAAGCAAUGAGUGGACAGGCAAGCACUCGUUCCAUCGAAAAAGCCUUCAUCGUAUCGGAAUCAAUCCUAAUCCAUAUGAGCAAGCUAUCUCCAUCAUUGGUCGUACUCUGUCUUCCUUUGAUGAAGACAAUCUGAUACCAUGUUUUGGAUUUGGUGAUGCUUCUACACGUGAUAAGAAUGUGUUCAGUUUUUAUCAAGAUAAUAGAUUUUGUCAUGGUUUUGAGGAAGUACUUGCACGCUACAGAGAGAUUGUUCCAUACUUAAAGCUGUCAGGUCCAACAUCGUUUGCCCCUGUAAUCGAUGCAGCAAUUGACAUCGUGGAAAGAAACAACGGUCAAUAUCAUGUUCUUGUCAUUAUUGCUGAUGGACAGGUUACCAGAAAUCCAGAUACACCACACGGAAAGCUUAGUCCACAAGAACAAGCAACCAUUAGUUCCAUCAUUGCUGCAAGUCACCAUCCUCUCUCAAUUAUUUUGGUCGGCGUUGGAGAUGGGCCAUGGGAUGAGAUGAAGCAUUUUGAUGAUAACAUUACUGAGCGCGUAUUUGACAACUUUCAGUUUGUGAACUUCACGAAAAUCAUGUCCGAGAACACAGAAGAAUCAAAGAAGGAAGCAGUGUUUGCACUUGCUGCCCUUAUGGAAAUUCCAUUUCAGUACCGGGCUGCCCAAAAUAUACAACUUACUGAUAGAGAAUCAGUUCUUCAUCAACAUAGAAGGCCGCUCCCUCCACCUAAUGAAGUAAUUGAUCAUGAUAAUGCACGCAUGGCAAUCCCGCACAAGACAAAUUUGGAAUCAGUUGAACCAUCAACUCCAGCUGGUAUCGAACCAGUAUGCCCCAUUUGUCUUACCAACCCGAAGGACAUGGCUUUUGGAUGUGGUCACACAACUUGCAAGGAGUGUGGCUCGACGUUAUCUUCAUGCCCAAUGUGCCGGAAGCCAAUUACAACUCGUCUGAGAUUGUACACUUGA
This is a messenger RNA of Sphenostylis stenocarpa, 1314 nucleotides long. Lineage: Eukaryota; Viridiplantae; Streptophyta; Magnoliopsida; Fabales; Fabaceae. The record is from the annotation of a GenBank genome assembly.